Molecule: messenger RNA, 399 nt
Organism: Miscanthus lutarioriparius
Lineage: Eukaryota; Viridiplantae; Streptophyta; Magnoliopsida; Poales; Poaceae
Source: the annotation of a GenBank genome assembly
AUGGCCAUGCACCGCGCCGCCGCGCUCGCUCUCCGCCGCCUCGCCGCCGCAGCGGCGGCGGCGGCGGCUCCGAGCCCCAUCUCCCUCCUCGCCCCUCUCCGGCCGGUGGCGGUGGCAGCCACCAACGCCAGAUUUCUUCUGCAGCCUACGACCGCGGCGGCUGCUGCUGCUACUUUGUGCGCCCGGCGCGGUUACGCGGCACGCGGCAGCGCGGGCCGGAAGGCUGCGGCGAAGGCGGUGAGCGACGACGAGGAGGAUGAGGAUGAGGAUGAGUUCGAGGCUAUGGGCAGCGACGAGGAGUUCGACGGCGACUUCGACGACGAGGAUCUCGAUGAAUUCGAGGACGACUCUGAGGAUGACUCUGAGCACGACGCCGCGCCCAAGCGCGGAAGGCGCUGA